This is a messenger RNA of Cloeon dipterum, 2191 nucleotides long. RefSeq lists its product as uncharacterized. Bases 107 to 622 code for a protein of 171 amino acids. Lineage: Eukaryota; Metazoa; Arthropoda; Insecta; Ephemeroptera; Baetidae. The transcript has 2 exons. The record is from RefSeq and is a predicted model, not a curated record.
UCGAGGCUUCGUCCGCUCAGCGGUGAGCGUGCGGCUGCAAAACAGCGCAUAAUAGCGCCGUGUUUGCUGCCGGCCAGAGCGGUGCGCGUUCGGGAAUGAACCAGCUAUGAAAAUAAGUAUCCGCGCUGUCGCCUUUGGGAAGGUAUCAAUGGCCCUGUUUUGCUUUUGCCUCGCCACGAACGAACGUCCGGCGGGCUUCGUCGGCAGCAGUGGACUUCUUAACGGGCUUCUCGGAACGAGACGCAACGGGCAAAGCGUGCAAAGUGGCCUCAACAAGGCCAGCGGCAUCCUCGGCGGCAUAGCCGACCUUUUCGGCCGCAGACUGGUCCAGGCGGGCAUCAACCGGAUCUUUGGUAGGACGAGAAACGCCAGACUGGUGGACGAGAAGGUCGACCCAAACGCAAAGACCGAUCCCCAGCAGAAGAAUAAGAAGAAGCGGCGGAGGAAACCCGGCCAGAAGCCGAAGGACGUCGAGUAUGUGAGCCCGGUGGAGAAGAACGUGUACGAUUCUGGAACUGGACAGCAAUGGGCCAAUGACCCUGGAAGGCAGAAAGGAAUUCUCACUCCGAAUAAGAAAUUCAACCCGAAACCUGACUAUGCUGAUUACGAAUAUUACAAAUAAUUUUAAUUAAAGUUUGAUUAAUCUGAUACAAAUAAUGGCGUUGAUGAAAAUUGGAAAAUGUAAAAAUGGGAAACAGGAAACUACGUUGACGUCAGUCAAUCCGACAUUAAAAUCAAACUUACGAGUUUAUUGGCGAAGACAAAACAUCUUUGUUAUGGAUUAUUUUCUCUCUUACUUAAAUAUUUUAAUGCCUAGUGAAGUGAUUGAACGUGAAAGCGUAAUUUUCUAAAUUUUAAAAUAGAAGGUGAUGUGUCAUAUAUUAAGGCUAGGACUAUAGGAAUUUUUAUCUAUUUUACGUCUGUUUCGAGACAGGUUUGGAGCCAAUUUAUACUGAUAUUCCAAAAUUUUUCCAACGAUUUUCUUGCCAUUAGACACAAUUUCAAAAGAUCGAAAAAUGUCGAGGCUAAAAUCACAUUGUUUCAUAUUGCUGAGUUUUGGAGAAAAUGAAUCACAAUUUACAAUCUUGCAUGGUCUGAAAUUUUUUCCAAGCUCUUGAAAGUAGAAUAGAAAAUUAUUUACCGAAAGUAAUUAUUUUUAAUAUUUUGUAUAAACAUAGCGUAAAACUUGCUGAUCAAACUCACUUUAAACAUCGGUUUCCAAUAACAAAAAUAAAAAAUACUUCAAGACAUCAAUAAACAACAAGAAAACAUUGAUCUGUAGCCCAAAUUUUUAAAUUGCGUCAUAAAACUAAAAACAAUAUGUUUAGAAUUUUUUUAAACAUAAUAUUUAAGGUGAAAAUAUGCAGUUCAGUUCAUUUUGCAUGUUUUGAGAUUGUUUGCCAGUUUUCAAGAGUGAUUUGGACGAAUUUUCGUGAUUUUAUAUGGUUGAAAGUGUGGUUAAAAAUCUUAAGAUUGCGUGAUUCAUGCUCAUAUAAAUACGCGUACAAAAAAGCCGGUUUGUCUUACAUUCAUCUAUUGGAAGCUUCAAUCACAAAGGACUGACGCAAAUGUCCAAUUCCAAGCCAAUUUUGUUUCAUUCUCUCCAAGAAUUUCAAUUUGUUGGCUCUGAAAUCGCAGCCGAGGGCGAAUGCGAUCUCAGCAAGUGCUUUGUGCCUGUGGAAUUCACAUUAAAGCAAAUCUGGAGUUGUACGAUAAGAGCGAUGUGUUUGAGUUUGCACGUUUGGUUUGAGCAGAGCGGCCCUGGCGAUGGGUUAAUUAAGUUGAAAGGCGGAUUGCAGCACAAAAGCUGGCACGUAUGAGUGGAGAAAUUGCGCGCAGCCCAAAAUGGCAAAGCAGCAGCCUCCGUCGCUGCCGCGCCCGCGUUUGAUAAUGUGGCGAGAGCGGGCGAGUCCCCGCGCCGUUUUCAUUUCCGGAGAACGCCAUGGGAAAUCAAUGUUGGCCUUGUUUCGCAUUUCGCCGUGCGUGGAUUCAUCGCUCUGCCUGUUGCUAAGUUCGUAUAAGGGUGCCGAAUUCAGGCGAAUUUUCCAAAAUGUGCCUGCCAGCUCUGGCUAAACUUUCAUCUCCAACAUACCAAAUCAUCAUCAAAGCUUGCUUUUUGAUCUCUCUUCGACGCUCGUUUGAUGUUACGUCUCUUUGGCUAAUAAGGAAAUUUUCAUUCUGCGUAUCCUCA